Molecule: messenger RNA, 1822 nt
Organism: Hemiscyllium ocellatum (epaulette shark)
Lineage: Eukaryota; Metazoa; Chordata; Chondrichthyes; Orectolobiformes; Hemiscylliidae
Product: glutathione S-transferase omega-1-like
Exons: 6
Coding region: 104-823 (239 amino acids)
Biological process (GO): glutathione metabolic process
Cellular component (GO): cytoplasm
Molecular function (GO): glutathione transferase activity; glutathione dehydrogenase (ascorbate) activity
Source: RefSeq, a predicted model, not a curated record
UGAUAAUACCAGCUCCAUUUAGAGACUUCAGUCAACUCGGUGAUUCAGCCUCCAUCGAGUCCGUCUGUUACCUGAAGCGUGCAGAUCAAUCACGGACUGAGCUAUGUCUACAAAAGCACUGGCAAAAGGAAGCUCCGCACCAGGCCCUGUGCCUGCAGGAACAAUUCGCCUGUACAGCAUGCGAUUCUGUCCAUUUGCUCAGCGUGUCUGCCUGGUCUUGGAAGCCAAGAAAAUCAAGUGUGAAAUCGUCAAUGUCAAUCUGAUGAAUAAACCUGACUGGUUUCUGCAGAAGAAUCCCCUUGGUAUGGUGCCAACCUUGGAGACUUGCAAGAAUGAGCUGGUCUAUGAUUCUCCAAUCGUCUGCGAGUACCUGGAUGAUAUUUACCCUGCCAAUCGGCUUCUGCCCACUGACCCCUACGAGAAGGCCAAGCAGAAAAUGCUGCUGGAGCAGUUCAGUAAGGUGGUGGGUUACAUGUACAGGAUUCCAGUGGAAAAGAGAAAAUCCAUGGACACUUCCAAAUUGGAGGAAGAACUUCAAGUUCAACUCAGCAAAUUUGAACAGAAAUUGGCUGAUUUGAAGACUUCCUUCUUUGGUGGUGACUCCGUGACAAUGAUUGACUACUGGCUGUGGCCCUGGUUUGAACGCAUGGAUGCCCUUGGAUUCAAUAAGGUCCUGGAACAGAUGCCGAGGCUCAAGUGCUGGAUGCAACUCAUGCAGCAAGAUGCUGCCGUCAAGGCCUCGGGCUUUAGCACUGACGUUUACAGAGAAUUCUACGAGCUGUACUUUCAGCAUAACCCUGAGGCCUGUGACUACCAUCUCUGAGAACAGUCGCCCCCCGAUUAGAUUGAGCAGAGUAUACAAACAUCUGCUGUCUGCUUCAGACAGCACAUGGCAGGACAUCAAGGGUCUGACAAUAAACUGACCCAGGAGUCACACCAAAUGUUCUCCCAGCUUCUGAAUCAGUUCAACUUUGCAUUUCUCGUGGAGAUAGGAAAAAUUAAACUUGCAAAAGCCAGGAAUAGGACUGAGAAUACAGGGCCAGUAGGAGUUCGAUCUCACCCAGUCUCUGACCUUUGCUCCCAACGUUGACAGGCCGCUCACACACAGAGAGUGUGCCCUAGCUUUAUUUUUAGAUUGUCCUCUGGAGAAAUGAGUCCACACAACCAGGACUGGCUGCUGAAUUUGCAAACACUGGUUUAUUUUGGCUGCCUGCCUUUUACUGAGCAGCAUCGGAUUGGUUGAUAGGCCAGAGAUACUCAGCAAAUUCCACCCCUUGGGAUUUUUUUAAAAGAACACUUUCCUGUUUUUCUUUCGGUGUGACAAAUAGUCUUCUGCCUGUUUCACUGCGCCGAGCAGUCUGGGCCUGGCUAGAAAUUUGUCUUUAUGGUCCUCUCCCUUCCUAAAUGAUCAUGAAUCCUCAAAACCUUGCCCUGGCAUCAAGACACAAAUAUUCAGGGCUCCUUUUGCAACCUAGAGCUGUGCUCCUGUCUCCAAAGCACUCAGAACUUUGCUAAGCUGUGAAGCUCCUAGCAGUACUGGAUAUAUCAAUCUAAUUGUACACAUUCUCGCUGAGAUAUCUGUGUUUCUAUUUUGAACAGUCCAACUUCCUGUUUCACCCUGGCUGAUUUCAACCCUACCCUCAGACCGUUUGCAUUGUCACCUUUCCCUAUUUGAACACACAUUCCCAAUGACCCCCUCCCAUUCGUGUUGCCCAUUCCGUGGAAGAAUUGUGUGACUCCAGUGAAGCUCAAUGCCCUGAUGUCACUGCUGCUCAACGUCUUGAUGAAAAUUGCAGACAGAAUAAAAGAUGUUGUAAAGAGA